Messenger RNA from Diachasma alloeum, 1433 nucleotides. RefSeq names its product bystin (gene bys). The transcript is spliced from 2 exons. Lineage: Eukaryota; Metazoa; Arthropoda; Insecta; Hymenoptera; Braconidae. Gene Ontology annotation, cellular component: nucleolus; preribosome, small subunit precursor; cytoplasm. Gene Ontology annotation, biological process: rRNA processing. The record is from RefSeq and is a predicted model, not a curated record. Gene Ontology annotation, molecular function: snoRNA binding. Bases 60 to 1343 code for a protein of 427 amino acids.
AUGUUGCACGUGUGUUUCGCUCGGUGAAGUGGUGUCCAUUGAAGUACUGGGGGGUUAUCAUGGGCAAAGCGAAGAAGAUCAAGGUGACCAAGGGAGACAGAUCCGAGAAAAUUCCCCUGGGGGAUCAGAUCGAGGGGGAGAAAUCAGUGAAAAUGAAGAAUCGACAGAAGAUCAGGUUUCGUAGGGAUGAGGACGAAGAGUUUGUCGACGCGAAUCUCUCGCAGAAAAUCCUCUCCCAAGCGCGCAAGCAGCAGCUGGAGCUCUCAGAGGACGCCUCUCCCUCGACGUCGAAAAAGCCCCUGACAAAGCUGGGUCCAGAACUGAGCGACGAAGAAGACCCCCCAAGUGAGGAUGAGGUGACUUGUCAGGACUACUACGAGGACAUAGAGAUAAACGACGAGGACGAGAGGGCCCUCCAGAUGUUCAUGGACAGAGACAGAGCUCCCACGCGCACCCUCGCCGACAUAAUAAUGGAAAAACUCACGGAGAAAAAGACAGAAAUUGACACCCAAUUUUCGGACGUCGGUUCCCUCCAGAUGCAGGAGCUGGAUCCUCGAGUGAAGGCCAUGUACGAGGGUGUGAGGGACGUUCUGGUGAAAUACCGAAGUGGAAAGUUGCCAAAAGCCUUCAAGAUCAUCCCUAGCCUUCGAAAUUGGGAGCAAAUACUCUAUAUUACUGAUCCCCCCAGGUGGUCAGCAGCUGCCAUGUACCAGGCGACCAGAAUUUUCGCCUCUAAUUUGAAGGAGAAAAUGGCCCAGAGGUUCUUCAACCUCGUUCUCCUCCCCAGGAUCAGGGACGAUCUCGCCGAGUACAAGAGACUGAAUUUUCACCUCUAUCAGGCCCUCAGGAAGGCCCUCUUCAAGCCUGGGGGCUUCAUGAAGGGAAUUCUCCUGCCCUUGUUGGAGUCUGGCACGUGCACGUUGAGGGAGGCUGUCAUAGUUGGCUCUGUCAUCGCCAAGAACUCCAUUCCAAUACUUCAUUCGUCAGCUGCUAUUCUCAAAAUCGCUGAGAUGGAUUACACUGGGGCUAACAGCAUAUUCUUGAGGAUUUUCUUUGAUAAGAAGUAUGCUCUGCCUUAUAGGGUGGUUGAUGGGGUGGUCUUUCAUUUCUUGAGGUUCGAGAGGGAAACUAGGGAGCUGCCUGUCCUCUGGCAUCAGGCCUUCUUGACUUUUGUCCAGAGGUACAAGGGGGACAUUAGCUCGGAGCAGAAAGAUGCCUUGUUGGAGCUCCUGAAGAGGCAGAAUCAUCAUUCGAUUACUGGGGAGAUUCGGAGGGAACUGAUGCACGCCAAGUGCAGGGAUGUCGAGGGGAUCGAGCCUGGAUCGGAACCCAUGGCUCUGUGAAGUGACUAGAGGAGUUUUUUUACUGUUGAAUAUUCAUUUUCACUUCAAAUUUUACAUCAAUUAUCCAGAAAAUUCAAUUCAAUUAAAAUA